Molecule: messenger RNA, 399 nt
Organism: Trypanosoma cruzi
Lineage: Eukaryota; Euglenozoa; Kinetoplastea; Trypanosomatida; Trypanosomatidae
Product: mucin TcMUCII, putative
Exons: 1
Source: RefSeq, a predicted model, not a curated record
AUGAUGAUGACGUACCGUCUGCUGUGCGCCCUGUUGGUGCUCGCCCUGUGCUGCUGCCCGUCCGUGCACGCGGGAGACACUCAGGAGCCCUCUGAAGGCCAAGGUACUGCAAAAGACCCCAAUUUGUCGCCUACCUCAGCUGAAUCUAGGGCGACUGCACCUAAUGGAAACGUCGCCGGUCCAGCGCCCUCUCAAACAGGAGGACUACCAGUGGACGGUCAGGCUGCUGAUGAUUCAGCCAAUGAGCCGGCUGCGGACAAAAUUGAGCCAGAGGCAUCAGGUUUGGUCGUUCCGGGACCAAAAGUAAAUAACGUGUCAAAUACAUCACUGACAGAGAAUGCGAAGGGUAAUAAAGGAUCUGAAAUUGGCACCGGUGCACCCGCGGACAAAGAAGUUAAU